CGACAACUUGACCCAAAUAUUGGCGCGAGCAGCACUAUUGAAGACCUUGAGACUCAGGUUUUCCAAAAGACAUUUUCACUCAGAGCUUUUAGCAACAUAUCAUUCGAAUUGGGUCCUGGGGUGAAAUUUAGCGUGGCUGUUUAUGCAUUAGCAAGCGAGGCUCGUCCACCUGCAAAGGAAUAUGUUGACUAUGAUACGGAGGCUCCCGUAGAGAAACGGCAAACUGAUGUGCUGGAAGACACAAAAUGGCUAGAAGAAGAAAUCGACAACCGGACGCGCGCCAAAUUCGAGUUGAAGAAGGCAAUCAAAAUUGGUGGAGAAUGCAUAGUCAGCGAGCAAAGUGAGAUUGAGGAGUUGGGUAGAUUUGAUGCAAAAGGAAUCGUUCUACUUGGAUUUAGACCAAUAUCCGAGGUUAACCUUAUGAAUCAUAUCCAGCCUUCCCGAUUCAUAUAUCCCGAUGAAAGUAAUGUUCUUGGCUCUGCUUGCCUCUAUCGUGCUUUACUAGAACGAUGCUGGGAAAGAAAGAUGGCUAUGAUUUGUCGCUUCUGUUCACGAGCUAAUCAAAAAGUGCGUCUAGUCGCUCUUGUACCGCAUAUGUCCCAUAAAACCGAAAACAGAACCGAUACUAUCCGAGACUACGAUUUUGAUGGAUUCCAUGUGAUUUUCCUACCUUUCGCCGAAGAUGUGCGAGAUGUUUCGGAGAAGAUGAAGUGUCCGCAGGGCGAAUGGCCGCAUCCAUCUAAAUCCGAUGUCCAUGUUGCUUCAGCCUUUGUGAAGAAGCUGACUGGUUCAUACAAUCCAUCACAAUACGAAAAUCCAAGGCUGCAAUCUUUCUAUGCAAUGAUUAUCGAGAAUGUUGUUGGAGAGCAGAUUGUGAAGCCAACAGACACGUUAUUACCCUACCAUGCUCGACCUGAAUGGGCUGCUAGAGUUAAGAAAGAGUCAGAGUCUCUUAUAAAACAUUUCCAUUUGAACGAAUUGGAGAGCAUGACCACGUCCACAGGCAGAAAAAGAGCAGAUGACUCCUCACACAAUGGCGUUCGCAGUAAGAAGGCAAAAGCUGAUGUGGCCGAAAUGGACACUCAUGAGAUGGCAAAGAAGGGCUUACUAGACACCCUAACCGUUGCCCAACUACGCGCUGCUAUCGGGGAACACCUUGCAUGUACAGUGAAACAAGGUACAAAGAAAGCAGAAUUGGUUGCAAUGCUUAAAAAACACUUUAAAGUUUGA
Strongylus vulgaris is the source of this 1230-nucleotide messenger RNA. The record is from the annotation of a GenBank genome assembly. Lineage: Eukaryota; Metazoa; Nematoda; Chromadorea; Rhabditida; Strongylidae.